ACAUGAAAGCCAGCCCGUCCAUCAAUAUUAUACAUUAUGUAUAUUGUUUUCCCGGACAAACAGGCGUAAAUAGCAAAAACCAAUCAACAAUCACGCAAAAAACACCACCAGACAAUUUUGAAAUCGAUAUACUUGCACUAGUCCGCUUUCAAUGUCAGUAUUCAUUACCAACCAGCAAUAUAAACCAGUGGCUUUUGUUCUUCUCUCAAUACGCGUAAAAAACUAUCAAAAUGCAGCUACGUGAUUCGGCUAAUCCUUCGGUUUCCACUCUGAGUUCUCGAGCGUUUGCAUUUUUGUAUUACGGUGUAUUUAAAGUAUUAGGACUGUCAACAUGGUGGUGCGACUUGAACAAACUGAUGGAAUUGGAACUGGACGUGAACUUCUACAACCUGGAAUACGAGAUAACAUUCAACCAAAUGUACUACAACGUUAUUUUAGGCGUUUACAUGACUUACCUUAACUACAAUUACUUCGUCUACGAAAGGGGGUACUUCCCAAAAAACAUUGGUCUGAUGGCAGACGGCGCGGUUAAAUACUGCCAGGGUAUAGCCCUCGAAUCAUACUGGAUUGUGCUGAUGAUCUACAUGUUCAAACAACAUGUCCACGUGAAUAUCCUCAACAGAAUGACAGGAAUUGACACCAAAUUGCUUGAAGUCUCGGGUCAAAAAGUAAAAAACGGCUUCAUGAUUUAUUUUAUAUUUCUCUUCCACUUUUCCAUGACCAUUGCGUUGAUAGUUCUGAAAGCAAUUGAUUUGAACGAUAAGCCAUACGAGCAAUGGUUCGUUACUGUCAUGCCGAGUAUUUUCUACAGUUGGAUGGUACUGCACUACAUUCUAUCGCUUGAUUUCCUUCUCAGUCGAAUUCGAAUGACCAAUAAGAUAGCAAAAAAUGCCAAUUACGGUCACAAGUUGUGCUUCGGAACGGUCAUCAAACUAUCAGACCAGAAUAAAACAAUUAAUGAUGAAAUUGAGAGUGUUACUGAAGUGUUUGAUGAGUUAGCUGACAUGGUAGCCGGCUUAGCUAAGUUCUAUGAGCUACCACUGUUUCUUGCAGCUUUGAAUGCUUUGGGAAUUGCUACCUUCAUUAUCUAUUAUAUUCAUUCGUGGCAUCAGGGAGACAUAACUAUUAAAUCAUCAGAGCUCAUCAUUAGUCAAAUAUGCCUCUCGACGAUAAUCAUCGAGGUUCUUUUAUUGGCAUUUUACUAUUUUACUGUCCAGAAAAAGGUGAAACAAACAAGAAAUAAUCUGAAUCUGCUGAUGAGAAGAUUCUAUACUAAAACAAAAGUCGAAGUUACGCAACUGGAGAACUUGGAUGAGGAUUCAGAAUAUCAUCAAGUGAAAGUACAUCGAGACGACUUAUCGUUGUUAUACAACGGUAUUAACAUGUGAGAUCAGCUUUCAACAGCGUCGUCGAAACAAAUUUCAAACAUCAAAACUAACACUCUAGCAAUUCGCCAACUAGACGGCGCAAAAAGUACCAUAAGAAUACGUGUCGCUAUUCUUAAUAUAUGCUGUAUAGCUAUAUAGUGUUUCCUUUCUUUUCUAGCGAUGGAUCGUCAAUAUGACGGCUGUCCAAUUUUAAAAUACAGUGACUACAAAAUUUUUAUAACUGAUUUUUUUUAGU
This is a messenger RNA of Cotesia glomerata, 1623 nucleotides long. RefSeq lists its product as uncharacterized. The record is from RefSeq and is a predicted model, not a curated record. NCBI's taxonomy places the organism in Eukaryota, Metazoa, Arthropoda, Insecta, Hymenoptera, Braconidae. The transcript is spliced from 4 exons. The coding region runs from base 231 to 1388 and encodes 385 amino acids.